Molecule: messenger RNA, 2153 nt
Organism: Dermatophagoides pteronyssinus (European house dust mite)
Lineage: Eukaryota; Metazoa; Arthropoda; Arachnida; Sarcoptiformes; Pyroglyphidae
Gene: alph
Product: protein phosphatase alphabet
Biological process (GO): protein dephosphorylation
Molecular function (GO): manganese ion binding; magnesium ion binding; protein serine/threonine phosphatase activity
Source: RefSeq, a predicted model, not a curated record
ACAACAAUAACAUUAUCCAUAAAAAACCAAAAAAAGAAAGAUACCAAACACAUUGUAAAAUUGUUUUCUAUUUUUUUGAGACGGUGUUUUCUCUUCGACAAAAAAAGUACUCAAGUUUUGGGUUAUCCAAAACAGAAAAAAAUUAUCACUAACAAAAACCAUUCAUCAUCAUUGUUCAAUCAAAUUCUUUGAAUUGAUUCAAGAAUAAACGACAAUCAUCAAUGAAUAAAUUAUAAUUUUUUCAUAUUCAACAAAUUAUAUCAACCAAAGAAUUCUGAUAUCUGUUUUUGAGAAAUUCGUUCAUUCAAUUAUCGGAUUUGGGUGAUCGAUUAAUUCAUUAAUUAUUGAAUAUCAAACAUCUGUGAAAUCAAAUCAUCAUUAUCGAUUGUGUGGCCUUAAUUAAUCAAUUUUUUUUCUCUCUUGUCUCGCUGUUUGUUAUUAUAUCAAAAAACAUCAUCAUCAUCAUUAUCAGUAAUAUCAUCAAAUUUAAUACGAUAUUGAAAAUCCCAUAAGAUUUAUCAUCAUAAUUGAGGUUACAAAAUUUUAGAAUUUGAAUCACAAGUAUAAAUACGAAGAAAAGUUCGUUGUUGCUGUGUUUGUUUGGCUAAUGUGAAUUCUCAAAUUUCUCUGCAUUGAUUCGUAACAUUUUUUUUUCUUGGACAAAUAAAUAAAUAAAUAAACAAGUUCAACAUGGGAGCCAUAUUGGAUACACCACAUACGGAAAAAACUACCGAUACAGGUACCGGUAAUGAUUUACGUUAUGGUGUUUGUUCGAUGCAAGGGUGGCGAGUUGAAAUGGAAGAUGCACAUUGUGCUAAAGUUGGCCUACCAGGAUUGCCUGAAUGGAGUUUUUUUGCGGUAUUUGAUGGUCACGCUGGUGCCUAUGUAUCGGCACAUUGUGCUGAAAAUUUAUUAUCAACCAUAUUACAAACGGAUAGUUUUCUUGAUUAUGCUGCUGCUGCAACAUCUAAAUUACAAGCAUUGAAAACAAAUGAUAACAACAAUACCAAUAAUACUACUAAUAAUGGUGAUGUUCAACAAACCACAACAACUGCAACAUCGCCAACAACAUCAUCCACAACAAGAUCAUCUGAUGUUGGUGAUGAUGAUAAUAUUGAGAAUAGUAAUAACAACAAUAAACAAGAAUGUGAUGAAUCUGUAACAAUGAAUUCACAAGCAACAACAACAACAACCAAUAAUAAUGAUAAUAAUGAUGGUAGUAGUAGUAAUAGUAAUCAGAAUUUAGAACGUAUCAAAUCGAAUAUUCGUGAAGCAUUUUUGAAAUUGGAUGAAAAAAUGAAAUCAUUACCUGAAGUAGAAUCGGGUGAAGAUAUAUCAGGAUCGACAGCCGUAGCCUGUUUAAUAUCACCAACACAUUUAUUUUUUGCUAAUUGUGGUGAUUCACGCGCCGUAUUAUCACGUAAUGGUCAGGCUAUAUUUUCUACACAGGAUCAUAAACCAGUAAAUCCACAGGAAAAAGAAAGAAUUCAAGCUGCCGGAGGUAGUGUUAUGAUUCAACGUGUUAAUGGUUCAUUAGCUGUGUCCAGAGCACUUGGUGAUUAUCAAUACAAAAAGGUUGUUGGUCGCGGACCAUGUGAACAAUUAGUAUCACCUGAACCCGAAAUAACUAUUGUUGAACGUGAUCCAAGUGCCGACGAAUUUUUAAUUUUAGCAUGCGAUGGUAUUUGGGAUGUUAUGAACAAUAAUGAUCUUUGUGAUUUUGUUCGCCAUCAAUUACGCAUACAUUCAAAUGUUGAAGAAGUUUGUUCCACAAUUGUUGAUACAUGUCUUCAUAAGGGAAGUACGGAUAAUAUGAGUGUUGUUUUGGUCACAUUUCCCGGAGCACCAACAAUAUGCGAAGAAACUAAACGUAAAGAUGAAGAAUUGAAUGAAAAAAUCAAAAAUGAAGUAGUUUGUCAAUUGUAUCGUAAUAUGGAAUUGUAUAAUUCAAUAUAUCUUUUAAUGCAAUCGCUUAAAAAUAUUAAAUUUGAUAAUCUACCUCCUGGCGGUGGGUUAGAUUCAAAACGGACAUUAAUCGAAGAAAUACAACGACGACAAGUUGAAAAACGUAAUAACAGAGUAAAUAAUGGCCAAUGACGUAAUUGAUCCGGGGUUUUUUCUUCUUCAUUUCGCCACAUCCAUCUCUCUCUUUU